Messenger RNA from Brassicogethes aeneus, 3289 nucleotides. The record is from the annotation of a GenBank genome assembly. Lineage: Eukaryota; Metazoa; Arthropoda; Insecta; Coleoptera; Nitidulidae.
UGACACUUCUUCAAAUAAAUCAUGGCUGCCGCAGCUAACCAACAAGAAAUUUUCAGCAAUCUGUCACAAAAAAUCACGCAAUUACUGUUUGGACGCACCGAAGGCGAUAGAAGCGUGAUACAUCAAACUUUGAGUGAGUUGAAUUCCUUGAAUUACGGCCACAGCAUCGCCCUAAACCACACGAAAGCAGUCCUCUUGAUUAAUCAGUGUUGUUCCUUUAUACCGACUGACGACGGCGUUUUGAUACAAAAAUGCAGUCAAUUGUUGAGUAAUUUGGUUAAUAAGCAACAAGUGGUUGUCGAAGGACGAACACUAACAAUAUCAGUACAGUGGUGUUUGCAAUGCUUGAGAUACAAAGACAGCGCCGUGUUGGUGAACGUUUUGCAAUCUUUGGACGCUCUUAUAAGAAAUAGCGCGAAAUUAGACCUGCAUUUGGUGGAUAUUGUAACAAAGGAUAUUAAUCAGUUGAUAAGUGAGGUUAAGGGUGGUAAAGGUGAUGAUAUUAUUUUUACGGCCAUAAAGUGUCUGGAGGCUUGUACGAUUGUUAAUGAGACCAAUAAAAAUGAAGUGGGGGGAGAGAGCGAUAAUUUUCAGCUGCAUUUACAGAUUUGUUCCAAAGUUUUUACUUAUUAUUUAAGUAAUAAGCCAUAUGACUGUGAUCAACUCAUUUAUGUCAAGAUACUAAUUAUUUGCUUAAAUGGGCUGCAAAAUAUCAUAACCCAAAACCCAGAUUAUCUAAAAAGGGAGUUGGGUAAUAUUUUGGGUAUAAUUAGGAGUUAUAUGCUCUAUGGUGUUGGUGGUAUUGAGUUUAUGGUACCUCAAAAAUUGAUGCCAACUGCCUUGAGCAUCCCAGAGACUGCCAGUUCCAACUUGAGGGAGAAAAAAGGCGGGAAAUUAACUAGACAAAGGAAACCAAAAAUGAGAGGCGACAAAAAAGAAAGCAGAAUCUCUGAAGAGUGGACUCCAGAUAAUAGAAACAGGGGCUAUACUCCAGCCACAGCUACUUUAGAAUAUAAUUCUGAUAAUAAUGUUUCAGGCAAUAAUAGACUCAAAACAAGCGAUUCCGAUUUCUCAGACACAGAAAACGGUAAAUUGGCCAAAAUAGCCUUCACUCAAGGUAGAGUCAGACAGGCUGGAUUAAAUUUCUUUAUCAAUGUUUUAAAACACACCGAUAAAUCAGUUAUUUUUAACUAUUGGUUGAGUUUUAUCCCAGAAGUCACCUAUAAAGGCAAACAUAACCUAAUUUCAUCCAUACUUAAAGAUCCAUCCACCAGAGGGCGCAUUUUGGCCCUAACCGUUCUGCUACAACUAUUGACAUCCUCAAAAUUAUAUUUAUUACAGGCUGAAAUGAGCGAUAGGAGCACUUCUUUUACGCCUUUUUCCGUCACUCUAGGGUUGACUUUGAUAGAGCUACAUAAAGGUCUAUGUUUAGCUUUAAACGACUUCUCCAUACCGGUUGUGACGCAAAUUUUAAAGUGUAUGGCAGCUUUAGUGCAGGCCAGCCCCUACCAUAAGUUGCCCAAAGGUUUGAUAACCAAAGUUGUGAGGAAUACCAAGCCUUUUAUAUUUCAUAAAGACUCCACUAUUCAAGUGGCAGCCCUUAUCGUGUUGGGCUGCGUCGUAGCCUCCGAACCCACCGUACCGGAAACGGUGCAGGCCAUAACGAAACUCCAAGCGGAACAAAAAGCCGACGACAAUCGAGAACCCGACGAGAACAAAAGCAAGACGACAACCGACGACGACUUCGACGUGGUAGAUUUUUCCUCCGACGACGAAGAAGAAGAUGAAUCGCCGGGGAACCCCAUAUCGUGGCUGCUCGACAAAUGCCUCGACAACCUGGGUUCGAACCUGGAGAGCCAAAACUUGAACUUCGUCCACGCUCCCGUCAAACUUGAGUCUCUGCAGGUUCUGUCGGCUCUGAGCAGGAACUACUUCGAGAAAACGAUGACUCAGCGUCUCGAUCUGAUCGUCAAAGUGCUGGAAAACGCCCUGAACGAUCGGUACUUUGACGUGCAACUGCACGCCGGUCUCACCCUGGACUUCAUAGGGCAGGCCGUAACGAGAGCGCUAAGCUGCGAAGAGGCGAAAAAGGUGGUGCAGCUGGAAAAAUGCGCCAACUUCUGGCAGAUUCUGUUGAACGGGCCCUUGCUGACGUUGCUGCAGAAUGCAGAGCACGGAGUGUUAAGGUCGGUCGGUUGCGACUGCAUCAGCAGUAUCGGUCCGUUGGUGUUUGAACAGUUGCCUAGAGAUAAACAAAUUUUGUGCGUGACAUUGCUGUUUUCUUGCGCCAGAGAUGACGAAAAUAUUGUUAGAGGCGCAGCGGUGAGAGCUUUGGCCCAUUGUGUACUGUACCCUUCUUUAAGAGAGGACACAGGAUUUGUGGUGGACACCGCAGAAGCAAUCCACAGGUCCCUAAAAGAUACCAACUUUAAUGUGAGAGUUAAGGCGUCUUGGUCGCUGGGAAAUCUAAGUGAUGCAUUAUUUUUAAACCACUCUAAACUACAGUCCGAUGAAGACCUCCCCCCGGAUUUGCUUCUAAAACUUUUGGAGGCCAGUGUAGGCGGCGCCAAAGAUAACGACAAAAUCAAAAUGAACGCUAUGAGGGCUUUAGGGAAUCUUUUGCAACUCUUUAGCGACAAUUUCGAGCAAAAUUUGAGUUACAAAACCAUUUUGGACAAUGCUUUUAGCGCUCUGGUGAAAGCAUCUAACACUGGAUCCAACAUGAAGGUGAGAUGGAAUGCGUGUUACGCCAUUGGAAAGGCCCUUAAGAACCCCAUUUUGUACAGUCCAUCUUUAAAAUGGCAGAGCUCUGUAUUCACUGUUCUGACAGAACUGGUGAUUGGCUUUAAAAACUUUAAAGUCAGGAUAAACGCGGCUCUCGCCCUGAUGUCGCCGCCACUGCGGGAAAACUACAACUCAUACUACCAACCUAUUUGGCUAUCAUUGCUGAAAGCGCUGGAAAAUUCCCAAAACAUGGAGGAUUUCAACGAAUACAAGCACAGGGAUAACCUGGUGGAACAAAUUUGUUUAGCUAUUGGUCACCUAACCUCAAUUGCCGCAGAAGAGGAUCUGUCGAAAAUACAUGAAGUCGUGGAUUUAUACCAUGAUAACCUAAAAAUUAACAUGCAUAAAGUGCUGGAAAGACUUGUACCGGAAAAAUCCACGUCACUUUACAGCGCUGUAUCGAGAUUAACAGCUUUGGAAGCCCAAAAAACAGCCAACAAGGAAGCCAUAAACACACUAAAAACUAUUUUCACACACAAUAUAUGAUAUGCACAUAAUACAGAGC